This is a messenger RNA of Fundulus heteroclitus (mummichog), 5673 nucleotides long. It is a transcript of the gene raph1b, whose product is annotated as Ras association (RalGDS/AF-6) and pleckstrin homology domains 1b. The record is from RefSeq and is a predicted model, not a curated record. Gene Ontology annotation, biological process: signal transduction. NCBI's taxonomy places the organism in Eukaryota, Metazoa, Chordata, Actinopteri, Cyprinodontiformes, Fundulidae. Gene Ontology annotation, cellular component: plasma membrane; cytosol.
GUCCGUCCCUGGGCUGGACAGGAAACGACGGAGACGCGCAGCGUGUCUCCCCAGCAGCUGCGGGAGUGAAGAAUGGGAAUGGGAGCAGAUUUGUGGAUCGCAGGCGAGGCAGCGCGUGGAAACAUGAGGACCGCGGACAGUUUAGAGAUACAUUCCCGUUUCUAAGUCGUUAUUUAUACACAUUAUCUGUUUCCUCCCGCCGAGGGCAGGGAUAUUAAUUAAUCUUGGACAACACAGAAGGAAAAAGGAGAGCCCUCUUUGUGAUUCCCGUUUCACUGGGAUAAAAGCCCAGCCGCGGAGUGGAGUGGUGGUCUGACCUUUACCCUCAGUAGGAAGAAAGGGAAAAACCACUUCAGAGAUGGAUCAGGUGUCGGACGACGAGCUGGACCACGGGGCGGAGGAGGACAGCGACAAGGAGGACCAGGACCUGGACAAGAUGUUUGGGGCCUGGCUGGGCGAGCUGGACAAGCUGACGCAGAGUCUGGAUGAUGGAAAGCCACAGAAAGCACUGCAGAAGCCACCGCUCCGACAGGAGACCAACAUGGCCAACUUCUCCUACCGCUUCUCUGUGUACAACAUAAAUGAGGCUCUCAAUCAAGGCGACGCCGUCGACCUGGACGCCCUCAUGGCCGACCUUUGCUCCAUCGAGCAGGAGCUCAGCACCAUCUCCAAACCCAACUCGACGUCCCGCAGCCAGAGCAAAGGACAGCAGAGGGGCCCCGGAGGCCGCAGCGCCAGCACCAAGCACACUGGCACCAGUGGAGGGGGGAGCAGUGGAGGAAGUACCAGCAGCAGUGCCAGAGCAUCGCCAGCCAACACGGUCCGGGGCGGCAGCGUCAACUCCCGGCCCGCAGCCUCCAACAUCUCCCUGGACGACAUCACCUCUCAGCUGGAGAAGGCUUCCCUCAGCAUGGACGAAGCGGCACGUCAGACCUCUUCUUCUUCGUCGUCUUCCUCCUCUUCGGUUUCCUCCACAGCUUUGCGCCGUCCCUCCUCCGGUUCGUCCGGCGGCGGGCAGCACCGCCGGACCGGCUCGGUGGGCGCAAUCAGCGAGCGGGAAGCCCAGUCGCAGCGGUCGAGCGUUAACUCGGCGUGCGCCUCGGCCUCCAGCAUGGACUCCCUGGACACGGAUAAAGGGACGACGGGAGGGGAGGCUGACGAGCGGGGCAGUCCCAGCUCGCAGGGACAGAACCAGGCCAGCACAGAGCAUGUCACACUGCGACGGGCCCACAGUAGGCCGGCCAGACGGCAGCUUGACUUCACCUCACGUGAGGGCGAAGUGGACCGGGCCACUCAUUCCUAUCUGGACCGAGAAACCUCACUCAUUCUGAAAAGCAUAGCUGGGAAGCCCUCUCACCUCCUGACCAAGGAGGAGCAAGCUGCCAAGAUCAAGGCAGAGAAGAUCCGCGUCGCUCUGGAGAAAAUCAAGGAGGCACAGGUCAAAAAGCUGGUGAUAAGAGUCCACAUGUCAGACGAGAGCUCCAAGACCAUGAUGGUGGACGAGCGGCAGUCAGUCAGACAGGUGCUGGACAGCCUGCUGGAUAAGUCCCACUGUGGCUACAGUCCUGACUGGUCUCUUGUGGAAACCAUCACUGAGCUGCAGAUGGAACGCAUAUUUGAGGAUCAUGAGAACUUGGUGGAGAACCUGUUAAACUGGACCCGAGACAGCCACAACAAGCUCAUGUUCAUCGAGCGCAUCGAGAAGUACGCUCUCUUCAAGAACCCCCAGAACUAUUUAUUGGGGCGGAAGGAGACAUCAGAGAUGGCUGACAGGAAUAAAGAGGCUCUACUAGAGGAGUGUUUCUGCGGUGGAUCGGUGUCUGUGCCAGAGAUCGAAGGAAUUCUGUGGCUCAAGGAAGAUGGAAAGAAGUCAUGGAAGAAGCGUUACUUCCUCCUCAGGGCUUCAGGGAUCUAUUAUGUCCCAAAAGGCAAAGCUAAGGCGUCCAGAGAUCUUGUGUGCUUCCUGCAGUUGGACCAUGUUAACGUGUAUUACGGUCAGGACUACCGCAGCAAAUACAAGGCUCCUACUGAUUACUGCCUGGCCCUGAAGCAUCCCCAGAUCCAGAAGAAGUCCCAGUACAUAAAGUACCUGUGCUGUGACGAUGUCCGGACCCUGCACCAGUGGGUGAACGGCAUUCGCAUCGCCAAGUAUGGCAAGCAGUUAUACGUGAACUACCAGGAAGCCAUGAAGAGGACAGAGGCAGCCUAUGAUUGGUCGUCUCUGUCAACCUCCAGCAUUCGAUCAGGAUCCAGUUCUGCCAGCAUACCUGAGUCCCAGUCCAAUCAUUCAGGUCAUUCAGACAGUGGAGUGGAUACAGCUUCCUCUCAUGGCCGGUCCCAGAGUGUGGUGAGCUCCAUUUUCUCCGAAGCCUGGAAGAGGGGAACCCAGAUGGAGGAGAACUCAAAGAUGAGGAUGGAGGCAUCGCGUGGAUCAACGCAUUCUUCCCACAGCCACCGACAUCACAGCCAGCAUUCUGUGGACCAUCCGAUCCUCACCCCCCCUCCACAGCAGCAGCCUCCGCCAUCAUCAGUGCCACAACCAGCACCGACCCAGCCACAACGUCAGCCUCCAUCUCCUCCAUCUCCUCCCCAGAUGCUGCCACCCCCGCCCCCAGAGGCCCCACAGGCGCCGCCUCAGACACCCAGGUCUCCAGAGCCGCAGCCCAGCAGCAGCUACAACCACAUGCCCCCGCAGCAGGAGCCAACCGCUGCCCCCAGUCCACCGCCCCCGCCUCCGCCGCCCCCGCCUCCUCCCCCUCCCCCGCUCCCUCCGGUCCAAAUGAUGUUGCACCACUCGCUGGCCCCCACCAUGUACAAGUACAGCACCAUCACCCGGCUGCAGAACCAGAAGGCCUCCCACAAGUUGCCUGCUCACCUCCAUGCAACAGCGCAGCAGGUUCUGCCUCCGCCCCCGACGCUCCCUGUCAUCAAGCCCAAUGUGAAUCACAUCGCUGCGAGGACCAAUGUACCGCCUCCUCCGCCCCCGCCUCCUCCUCCUCCAUCCAUGCCGACUCCAGGGUCCGCUAUGGCUGUUUUGAGGUUUGGCCCUCCCAGCCCGGCGGCCCCUCCUUCCUUCAUCCCGCAGCCUCCUGCUCCACACACCAGCAGUUUAGCGUUUCCUCCUCCGCCCCCGCCUCCACCUCCCGCUCCAGCCCCCCUGGCCCAGACGGUUUACGCCAACGGGCUGAAGCAGGCUCUGAAGGAGCGCUUUCCCAGUCCACCGCGAGAACUCCUGACUCAGAACGGAGAUCUUGAGGACUCCCCUCCGCCCGCUCCAGCACCACCCCCACCUCCUCCGCCGCCUCCUCCACCUCCGCCGCCUCCCCCUCCUCCACCCCAGCAGUUCCCAAUACCAGCGCAGUUUCCGCCCCCGCCUGGACCCCCGCCGCCAGCGCCACCCAAAUCCUUCGCCCCUGGCUUUUUACCUCACACCGCACCCAAGCCCAUGUCCCCCGUCUCCCCGUUCCCUCCUGCUCCACCUGCCGCUGCGCCGACUCCACCCCCGCCGCCCCCACCUCCACCACCCCCUCCUGCGCCCACUCAGCUGAAGAAGCAGCUCAGCCUCCAGGCGGGACACACGUCCGGCCAUCCUCCACCUACGCUGCCCAAGCAGCACAGCCUGUCUAAAGCCACAGGAGCCACACCUGCCAUGUCUCUGGUGAAGCAGCUGGCGAGUCAGUUUCCAGGAGCUUCCUCCCACGUCGUUAACCACGCCGAGCACCCGAAGGCCCCCCUGUCCCCUCCUGCUGUAAAGACUAAACCAAAAUGGCAGCCGGUUGGUAACCAGCACCUCCAGUCUCCAGAGUUCCCCCCUCCUCCAGCAGAGAGCAACAACGGCUUCCCUGCACCGCCUCCACCCCCACCACCUCCCCCAGCACCCAUGGCUGGCCCAACGCCGCCUCCCCCAGCACCCAUGGCUGGCCCAACGCUGCCUCCCCCACCACCCAUGGCUGGCCCAACGCCGCCUCCUCCUCCACUUCCUUCAGGAAAUAUGGACUUUCCAGUUAGGAGCUCUCCCUCUGGCCCCUCCAGCUUUGGCGGUAAGAAGCCCCCUCCAACCCCUCAUAGGAACUCCAGCGUUAAGUCCAACUCAUCCACCUUCUACGAGGAAUCCAGGAAGAACUUGCUCAGCAAGUUUGCUCCCCAGAGCAAUACCACCCCAUCUACGCCUUGUCCCAGCUCCUCCUCCAAUGGAUCUCCUUCCAAGGACCCCUCAAAUGGGCCGCCUGCUCCCCCCAAACCUGGAAAGCUCAACCUAUCUAACUUGCCCUUGGCACUGCAGGCCAAAGUGAGCCAGGCUAAACAGGCCGGUGGUGACUUUCCUUCUCCUCCACCCGAGUGCGCCUACUUUCCACCUCCUCCCCCAGUCUCCGAGCUCUUCCCUCCUCCUCCUCCACCUCCGAGCAACGACACGCAAAGCGGCGGUGUACCAAGGGUAGCCGUGGUAAACCCACAACCCCAAGCUCCCCCUCCGCCACCGCCCGUCUCCCUCGUUAGCAACUCAAUAUGGGCGAAGAACUCCCUAAAAAAGACUCCUCCUCCCACCCUAGGGCGGCGCAGCAACACCACCCCAGAACCCCCGCCAAAGUCGCCACCUCCGCCCACAUCCCCAAAGGGUAGCUCAGGUCAGCCGAACUUCCUGGCGGAUCUCAGCCAGACGUUAAAACGCAAAUCGGUGGGUCGCCAGGGUCCGGGCCUGCCCGGCAAGCCGGACCCGGCGGGGACCAUGGACGACAUGGCGCUGCCUCCGCCGCCCCCGGAGCUGCUCCUGGACCAGGGGAAGCAGAGCAACGGAGGAAACGGCGGCUACGCGUCCGGAAACAUCUCAGGCUAUGCAACGCUGCGGAGAGGACCGCCACCUGCACCGCCCAAACGCGGGGAUGCGACCAAACUCACCGGAUAACGUUGAACUCUGAGAGCAGAAUCCGAUGCAGCCGGCUGAACAGACAUUAUUAGCUACAUGGAUAUGAAACUCUCUUGUGGUCAUUGGUGACCUUGUAUAUACGAAAAGCCAAAUCCGACCACCAAAUCCAAACAGUGCUUUUUUUCUUUUUUUUAACGCGAGGUAUUGUAAACCUUCCGGAUUUACAAUACUGAGACUGUUAAGACUGGAACAGGUAGGUAUGAAGGAUCCAUGUCUGAGCCAAAUCUUUCCUUUUUUUAUUAUUUUUUUCUUUUGCUAUAAAGCUAUGCCACGUACAAGAUAGAAAAAAAAUAAAUCUGAACCACAUGAGGAUGUUUCUGCUUUGAUUACUGCAUGAACCACAUGUGAUAACAGGCUAUAAAAGGUGAAGAUGUCCCAGGUCGUGUGUGUGUGUGUGUGUGUGUGUGUGUGUGUGUGUGUGUGUGUGUGUGUGUGUGUGUGUGUGUGUGAGGGACAAACAUGCAUCAUCUGCAUGCAUGGUUACAUAUGAUGGUGAAGAAGACCAUUAAAGGAGGGCUAUCAUGGAACGUGAUGGUUUGGUUUUAUUUUGUAUGUAAUAAUUUAAAGACUGAUGAAUUUAGAGUGGUUGUUUUUUUGUUUUUUAUAAAGGUUUUGUCAGAAUAAUGUUUGGUAACAAUACAAAUUUACACACGUGAAGGAAAAGAUUCUGCUAUACAGGUGAAUCUCAGUAAACUUGGAAUAUCCCUCAAAACUUCCCCGUUUCAUAAAAAUCAAGUCAAGAUAUAAAA